CACACACAGCACCCUGAUUCAAGAACAAGAUUUUGGGCAGACAACGAUACGUAGCAGUAGAGAAUGCUGUCCUGGGAUUCAGAGACGCGCUGCUAUAACAGAUGACACAUGUUUAGCAGCGCAGCGCAGCAUCCGUCAUGUCGUCUCUUUGCAUCUACUGUUCCACGCUGCCUUUACUCGGAUGCUGACAGUGAAUUGAAUCGUGAUUAAGAAAACGUUGGUAACAACGCAGAUAUAUUAUUACCUGUGCCAGGGUACUAAUGCCACAUGAUGUCAGAAGAAAGUAAUAUCUAUUGUUUCAUAGAAACUAAUUUAUAGUGAUAUCACCAAAGAAUAGAGUGCCAGCAACCUAGAUACCUACAUUAUCUUACGUGGAUAAACUUUGAAACUGGCUUGUUAAAAUGAAUUUAUUUCUACCGAAGAUUCAUACAGAAAUUUAAUAUACAUGCUACUUCACUUUAUAAAGGUUUGAUACACAGAGCUGCGAAUAAGAAUUCAGUUAUACAUUCAGAAUCAAUACGUCAGAUGUUGACUGUGAAAUAAAAGUAAAAUUUUCACUGUGGAACUCUGAAGCUAAUAUGGAAUCUUCUGAAACUGUAUUAGCAGGGGAUGCUUUUUUAUCGUCAGAGCAAUGUCCUGUUGAAGAUUCAGCUGGAAGUCUCUACCCAAAACAUCAUGACAUCGAUAUGAAUCUCAAAUGUUGUUCUCGUCAGGACAUACGUUUAAUGGUUGGCUAUACAGAAGACUGUUACACUGCGACUCCAGGAGGUGCCAGUAACGGACAGUAUGAGUAUAAUGGGAAUGCGACUAGUAACUCCCAUUCCGCUAAUGAAGGAUUAGAAGUCAGUUGUCAAGGCAUUAUGCUUGCUACAAAAUCAGAAGACAAUUUACAUUCUAAUGUAGAUGAUUCAGGAACGGAGUUACAUCAUUAUAAUAAACUUACCAACAACGAAUGCAUAUUGCCCAUUGUCAGUUCAAGAGUACAGUCCGAUCAUGUUUUAAAAACACCGAAAGAAUACAACGAAGUUCGUAAUGCGUUUUCAUUAUCGCUUGUUAAUAAUAGCGGAAACUUUGAUACAGUGUAUUCUGCAGUAUCUCCAGAACAAGAGGACCAUUCUGUGUUGUCGACAAAUUAUGAAGAACUGUGUCCUGGAGAUUUGUUACGGGGAGUCAGUGGUUCAGUACCAGAAGUCUGCUUGCCGCUUAGUGUGGACUGCACGGAAUAUGACGAAGGGAAUAAAACACAAAACAAGAGGAAACAGAGGAACAAGAAAAGGAAACGAAGGUCAAGGGGAGUGGAUAUGCAGACCGAUGACCGAGUAGCUGCUCAGGAGCGCCGCAAGAUGGUAGCAGUUGUGAGUGUGUUCGCCGCCGCCAUGUUUCUCACAGCGGUGCUCCUUAUUGUCAUCAGCUUGCACAUGUCACAGAGUUCGAACCCUAAAGGAACAAAACUGAACGAAAAUCCUUAUCGUUGAGUAGAAGAAGUACCAAGUAGACGACAGGUUGUCGGCGGAGUCUAUGGGGGUUGGAAAAACAAAGCAGCUGGAUGUCAGGAACCUGCAGUCACCAAGAUUAAUCAGAUAUCAACAAGUGAUAAGCCAGGGGAUAGAGGUGAAGUUACAGUAGGUGGUAGGACGGGGAUUAGUGCAAAUCCAGUCAGAUUGUGAUUAUAAAGAGACACCGUAUUACGUAGUUGAGGAUUCUGUUAAAAGAACGGUGUUUGAUAGUGUCAGUGUUCACAGUUCUUGAAAUCAUGUUUCUUGCACUGGCAAUUCUGAUGAUAUCGGCCACCCUCAGCAUCGGAGCAGGGGCCAGUGAUUCUACGUAAUGCGUCCGUAGCGUUCGGUAUGGGAGGAGUUCCGGAGAAUAUCACAGCUGGUGAUGGUGAACACGGUGACCACAGUCUUCUUCCCGAUGCAGAGAAUCACCUUGGCUCGGAAACAAUGAACGACAGAGACAAUAGUUUCAUCACUCAACAUGUUUAACAGAAGAUACUAGUCAUUCAGCUGCCGACAACGAACAGCUUGUGCUCUUGGAGACCAACAACUUUGCUUUGUCCGCAUUUCGUCAGGUACAUCUUUCUGCAUUAAUCGUUCUGACAGAGGUAGAAAAAAUUGCACAUACUCCGCCAGAAAAUAGUUGAAUUAACUGGAAAAAUACUUUAGUUAUUGAUGUUAAAGUGAUUUUUGGUGGUAUGGAAUGGGGUAAUACUUUCAAGGGACAAUUCUUUGAUUUCAGUAGUAAAAUAUUUCUUGUACUUUCAAAGAAAACCUUAGUCUAAAUUAUGUUUAAUAAUUCCAUUCAUACCCCUAACUCAUCAAAAGUACAAAUAUGGUCCUUACGUAAAGUGUAUCUUCUUGAUGUGAAAAACAAAUGACAUCCAUAAACAGACUUAGUAGACAAAAUGGUGAGUUAAAGGAUUUCUACUCUAAGCGGUGUAUUUAAUUAAUGCUGCCCUAUAGAGGGUUAAAGAUCGCGUGGAAAACUGAAAAUAUAUCACUGGUGUACACAUGUUACAGGUGUAUGUUUGUGACUUACUUACUGGAAAACUGAAGUGUUGUCUACUAAUCUGUUAGUCAUUAGUUAGUUAAAAUGUCCUUUCUCUGUACUUACUCACUUAAGUUUUCUGGAUCAACUCUAUGCCUUUUUAUCGUACAGAUGGACUGUGUUGUGGCAGUUUGAACACAAUAUUUCGUGUUAACUUAAUAGUAGGCACAUUUUCUUCCUGCCUGUGCGCGCUGCUCCGGAAGUAUUUGUUCCUGAUCCUCUCCACCACAGACUUAUGGCAAUAUUAAAGUUGCAACGUUUCAUAGUUAUUUACUUACAAGUGUCCACGGUAGUGAUUUUUUCUUUAAAUAAGACUCGUGAUCUUCUGUUGAAAAAUAUCAUAUUUUUUCGUCAUUGAGGAGAAUAAUCGUGUAAUCUUCUGAAGUUUCUGUAUCCUAUAGCACUCAAACAGAAUUGUCAAGCCAAUUUAAGAGCCGUUCUACUAAAGGUAUUUGGUAACAACUUGUGGGAACAUAGCGUAUCAUACAGAGUGAUAGAAAAUAACACGUUGCUAUGAAUUUGCAAACGGACUUAAUUUAAUGUCAGUUUGUUAACGAAAUUUAUCAACCUUUUUUCAUCAAAUUAUUUACGACUUUCUGUCGUAAGUAAUGUCAGUCAUCUUCUCCGAAAACAUGGACAAUUUUCCUCUUCUCUGUCAACUUCAUUUGUUGAACAGUGACUUCAUACAGCAUGCGUAGAAAGGAUUAUAUUCUCUUAAAGGCUAUUCCAAUCACGUGAGACAUAUUUUGUCAUCAAUGAGAACGUUGCCUAUUAAACAGAACACAACAAAUUCAUCUGACAUACAAUUUUCUGACAAUCUUCUCUUACGGUAAGAAAAUGGUUGACUCAGAAUAUGACAUACGAGUCCUCAGUGGGAAAUAAGGUGAAAGUAACAAAUUUUUAAAUGUAAUCUUGUUGUUCACUCACCUUGCUGCGUGUUGCUCAAAUAUUUCCUCCUGAACACAAGUGUGACCACUCUGUCACACUGGCUAAUUAAAUGCUUUUGGUCAAGUUAGAUACGAUGUCACGGCACAGAGGCGGGGACAUCUAAACUUACCAGAAACAAAAUCUUAACACCAGUCGGUGUAUCAAGUAAGACGGUCAUCUCGUAUAAGUAUUCAGUCAUUAACCCGAAGACCUGAUUUUAGCUCAAAUUAACUUUCAAUUUCUUUAAGGACGUAGGCUAUUAAACGAACAUACAGAAUUGUUUGGAUUGAUGUUCCGGUAUGUAAUUUCCGGCCAAAUUUUUAUAUAAAAGGUGUUGUAAAUUUGUUACAGUGUUUUAAUGUGGUUUUGUAUUGUAAGAAAAUAAUUAUAUACUGGUGGAAGAUAAGUAUUUCAAUUAGAACCGUUUCAUCAGUUAUUUACCUGUGUGUAGGAACAACAGAUAAAUGUGUUAUGUUAAGUGAAAUGCCAAGAGUGUGAAGCGGCUAGUUUUAGUACGGCGUGUAUUAGAAUAAAGACAUAAUGUAACAAUUCUUUCAAUACGUUGCGUCGUUAAGGAAUGUUUUAUUAGAGAAGUUAUUAAUAUAUAAAUUUACAUGAUUACGAUUUUAUUUAACAUAAAGAAAAGUAUUUACGAAAUAACCUCAAUUUAGUGUUCGUACAUUGUAGUGGGUGAAUUCAAAGCAUCUGUUACAUUUUAUCUGUGUCAGUCGGACUUUAAUGCCCUGGGGAUAUUAUUUUGUAUGUAAUUGGCCCAAAUCCUUUGUAAUAAGGAAAGUGUAACAAGAACCAUGUUGAAAGAAGGCCUUAGCUGGCCGCACCGGCAUGAGACUUGGGAUCCUCAAACUGGUAUACCGCAGCGACUGCGCCGCCGGGCUCCGACGGCAGUGCCAAGAUGAAGCCGAGUUGCCAAGUUGCCGACAAGGCUGUGUCCACUGAGGACCUUGAACGAAACCUCGUCAAACAAGGAAACGAAGAAGACGAUGAUGAAGAGGAAGAGAAGAAGAAGAAGAAAGACGCGUCCUCAUCUGGUGGAAACAGCACCGCCGUAGAACUGAUGCGCUUAGAGGCCGUUCUUGCGGCACUCGUUGAGAGUAAAGUAGUAGCAAUAAAGGCGGCUUCAUCCAGUAAGAAGUCAGCCAUUAAUAACAUCCUACGCCCAAGGAGCCAGUCCACAUCUCACGGUCUCCGCCAGCAACGUCUAACCUCCACAUCUACAACAGCUUCUUCGUCGCACAAGGAAAACAGUUAUCCGACGCACCAUCACCAUCAUCACAGGCAUCAUCACCGAAAGAGGCAAUCCGACAGCGUGUUAUUGGCGUCGGGUUUGUUCCCCAAGAGACGUCAUCGGCAUCACCACCAUCACCAUCAUCACCACCACCACCACCAUCACAUUCGUGCUGAAAAUGGUGACGGAAAUGGUGGCGCUCGGCCGAAGGUGGAUGAAGAAGCAGGUUGCAGGCUGCUGGAACAGGAGACGGCUUUCGGAGGGAGCACAACCACUUUGUCGCCUCCCACAGCUGGACCGUCGAACAGCUGCCAGAACGGGUUCCCUCUUCACUACGUUCCGCGGAGGCAGACGUCGUGCUGCCCCAGUCCGACACCCAGCAUGCAAUCAAAGAUCCUGGUUAAUCGCUGCAACGAUGUUGAUUACGUCUCCCUCAACAUGGAGAGAGCAGCAGAGGAGGAGGAGGACGAGGAAGACAGGGAACACCAUCUGAACGGACUGGGGGAUGUUGAAGACAUCGGGGUUGGCAGACCUUCACUACAGGAAGCGCAGAGGAAACGCAAACGCAAGAAGAGAAGAAAGAAGAAACUCGAUGGUGAAGGCAGAGCGCGACGAGGAAUGGGAGGGGGAGGUCUGGACGCCGAUGACCUGCCAAAACGAGCCCGCUGGACCAUUAUUGCUACAGCAUGUCUCCUUCUCCUCAUGAGCGUCCUGCUAGUUGGCGUCACCCUCCGCAUGGCGCCCAUCAUCGACGAGAUGGUUCGAAAGGAGAAUGAAGAAAUGGUGAAUGCAAUUAACAGGGAAGAAGGGGGUGAAUACAACGAUACAGCUACAGGGAUUGCUACAGGCAGUAGCCCUAUGCCAUUGGGCCUCUGAUGAUCCUUUAAAUUCAUUCUCAGCAAAAUAACUCUUUGGUGGGAUUUGGACACAAGACAGUAAUGUACUCUGAGUACAGUCAAACCUGUUGUUUACUGAUGAAGAUAGUAUAAGAAUUUCUGAACUGCUGACAUUUGUCUGAGUCACCUGUGCAUCUUCCAUAAUUCGAGGCGUGGAUAUAUCCAAUAUUAUAAAUCUCAUGAGCUUCAGAUAUUUUUGACAACAUUUUGUUAUGCCGAAUAAAACCAUAAUAUUUAUUCUGGAUUUUGCAGAAGUUUCUUGGGGUAAUUUUCCACAAAAACAUAAUAUUCCUUUUAGCUAUUUCAUUGUUUAACAAGGCUGCAAUGUUGAAAAUUGAAACCAUUACUAGAGAACUGGGCUGCUUCUUCCCAGCUUUGUGCCUAAGAUCAUUGUAGUAAGGAAACCAAUCUGGAUGGAUGCCAUGUUCAUCACUGUUGCUCACAUAUGAUGAUGCUCUUCUCAAAGCAGUGCCUGAUGUGAAUUGUAGUUGAGCUUAUGAUUACAUCUUAGAGAGUUUCAGGUGCAACUGUAUAGACAAACACUGUUAGUUACUUCAACGUAGGUUCAAAAAUGCAUCUUGUUUUGCUAGAAUGAAGACAUAAUACAUAACUGCAAGAAGUAAUCAAUCCAACCUUCAACAGUCUUCCUAUCAAGGAUUAGUGUAUUGUUACAUGACUACAUGACUUGAAAAAUGAAGGUUGUUCAAUUUUAUUUACGGUGGAUUCCGGUUAAUUGGGACACAUCGAGACCAGAACACUUUGGCCCAAUUAAGCAGCUGUCACAAUUAUGUGAAGUUCCACGUACAGAGUUGAAAAAGCUUGUUCUUUAAGAUUUAUCCCAAAUAAAUGGCUGCCCCGAUUAACCGACGGCCCAAUUGACUGGAAUCUACUGUACCUAUAUUUCAUUUCAUAUGGGAAUCAGACCAUGACAUAUUCUUAAAUCUGUGACUGAAAAAGGUGAAGAGAAACAUUCAGCAACAGUAUAUUUGAUAAAAUGUGUUUGGAUAUGUGGUCAUGAUAUUAACUUAGAUUAGUUUUACAUUGAAAGGAACUAAAAUAUCCUUAAGAGACUUCAAUGUUUGUAUUUUCCCUCUCCCUUCUGUAUACAAGCAUACACAUAUUGUUAAUGUAUUUUAUGUGCAUUGUAGACUCUGGGUAUAGUAUAAAUUCAAACACCCAUAGUAUAGAUAAAAGCAGACUGGAAUUGGAACCUCAUAGACUUUUACCCUCCAUUUUCACUCUGGUUUUGUAUUAAGGAAAAGGGGCCUCCUCUGCCUUCCUGGCCAAAAUAUUACGUGCCAACACUCUGUUAUUUAUUUGUAAUAUGCAACCUUAUUUUCCAUGUUCUUUACUGUUACUUCAUAUGUCUCACAAAAGUAACCACCCUUAAGUUGAAUGCAAAAGUUUAGCAUGUCUACCUGCAGUAUGAUUGAUUCUCAGUUAGGUUCUUUUUUACCAUAUCUAGAAUGGCUUUGGAGGCUACAAAAUUGCAUUUACUUUUUAGGUCUUUGCAUUUAUUUAUCUUCUUUAUUUCUCUAUUUACAUUUGAGGAGGAGACGAGUGCAAUUGAUUUCUCAUAUGAAAAGGUUAAAAAUACAUCAGCAUUUUACAACAGUGAAGCAUGGUGUUAUUAAUUUGUCAGCAUACCAUAUAUAUCUUAACAUAUUUUGACAAUGUGUAAAGCUUCAAUGUUGUAAAAUAUAUCUUUAAUGUUGAGAAACAAACUGCACUCUUGUCAUUCUGAUAUGUGAAUAAAGGCAGAGAGAAAACAAGUAAAUAUAAAGAUUAAAAAGAAAUUAAAUUUUGUAGCCUUCAAAGCCAUUAUAGACAUGGUAAGUGAAAGAACCUAACUAGCAAUCAUACACAGGUUAUUCACAUUGCAGCUAAAUACACUACUAAUUGAAUUACCACAGUUAACUUAAGGGUGGUUCCAUUUACAAGACUUUUGAAGUAACAGUAAGAACAUGUAAAAUAAAACCUUGUAUUAGAAAUAACUUGGGUGCUGACAACAAAUAUUAUGGCCAGGAACUCAGAGGAUUGUGAAACCAGAUCCGAAUUGGAGGUCGACUGAGUCCUCCUUGCAAGUAUAUGAGCAACAGAAUAAUGGACAAAUACGUAGAUGUCACACAUGUACGCACAAGUUACUGUUACAUACUUUAAUUAAAAUGACUUGUAACUUAUCCAUAGAUUAAUAAGACUACUGACUGAAUGGAAGCAUUUCUGUAUUGUAUUUUGGGGUCCAGGGUUAAAAUCUUAACCUGGAGACCUGAUAUCCUGUCUGAGCUUUCUAGUGGUUUCCCUCAGUAUCUCCAAGUAUAUGUCGGACAGAACCUUAAAUUAGGACAUGGACUGCUUCCAGUUCAUUAUUCAUCCCAUUGUUUUCUGUUACUACAUUGAUAUGUGCUGUUGGUAGCAUCUUAAACAAACCAUAAAUAAAAAAUAACUAAUAACUAAAUAAAUAUACAAACAUACAAUUUACUAAAUAAACACAAUAAGACUAUUUGAUAUUUUGGAUGAGUGAAAGGUAGCAUAAGUUCAUUUUGUGCCCUACUGAUGUACUGAUGAUAUAAAUUUGCUUAAGGUAUGAAACUGUAUCUUUCACCCUCAUUAAGGACAGUGAUAAUGAUCAUUCACAUUCCUUUUGUCAUCUUGGCAGCUCAAUCACUGUUUGCAAGGAUUAGCAGAGCUUCAUUAAUUGGCAAAUGGAAAUCUAAUUAUAAUUUGUAUCAGUUAUUUCCAUAUUUUGAACAUGGAAAAAAUAGUCUUUAUCUCACUGGGUAAAAGUUUCAGGUUUGAAUAGUCUUUGGACCAGAAUGAUGCCCACAAUUUUACAGUUUAAUUUUUACACAACAAAUAUACCACAGUAACAAAAUAAAAUACAUUAUAUGUAGUCCCUAGUGUCCACCUCUCGAAAAGAAGUAACAUAUUAACAUAUUAACUGGUGUGAAUUAACAGUUCAUGAUACAUCCAAAUUUGAUUAAAUUUGAUAAAAAGAAUAGAAAUAUAUUAUUCAGUUUCCUAAAAUAAGAACUUUAGUGACAUAAAUAAAUAAAUAAAUAUGGUUUAUGAUGUUUCUAAGUAUGUAGGUCUAAUGGUAGCUGCAUUUAUUCAAAAGUACAUUGAGUUUUAAAAAUAUUUCUGAUAUUGGAUUUUGUUCCCAUGUUUGGGAGUAAAGGAGGAUUAUGAAAAGUUAUUCUUGAAGAAUUUUGUCAUGUAUUGUAAAAUUAACUUUUUAUGUUUGUUUAUAUUCCUUAAGAAAAGUAAAUGAAAAGUUUUAAAGGCAUGCCAGGAUGUCCAUUUAUCACAUUAGCCAACAUUUGAAUUAUUUUUUUGGUUGUUACUAACCCUUAGAAGUAAAAUAAGAAGAUUCCCAGGUAUUAAAUCUAUCACAACUAUGAAUUUAGUUAAAGACUGAAUCCCAGUUUCAUACUUGUCUCAUUACACGCACACAUAUGCAAAAUGAAGGGUUAUCCAGUGAAUAUAUUUAGAGCAAAAUUAGGUUUUAAGGAACUUGUAUUCACCAUUCCACUAAAUCAAUGUGUGUCAGGAAAAUGCCACACACAGGAAUGACAUACAUAUUUGAUGUACUCAUUAUUCACACAAUGUAGCAUUUUGUUUUUUAGCUAGUUCUUAAGAAGCCACUUCUGUUUACAGUUUUCUGUAAGACAUCAUCUGGUCCAUAUGAUAAGUAUCUUAGACAUGUUCACAAUCCAUCCAUGCUUCUGUUAGUAUUGUUUAGUCAAAUAAAUUUUGAUGAAAUUUUAUACUAAAAAAUUAUAUGAACUUGCAUCUAGAUUGGACAGUUUUAACUACCACUUUUCAUAAGUGAGCUUGUUUCACCGUAUGGGAAAAUAUAUUUAUUGAUAAAUGCAGGUAUCCUAGCAACCCACUUUAAUGGCAUAAAUAAUUUGAAUUUUUGCAUUUUCUGCAAAUUAUUAGAGUAGAGAGUUUGGAUUCUGAUGCAAUAAAUCCAAAUAAUUGAACCUGUUCUCUUUUACAUCAGAUGCUUCAAGUGCUUUUGCCAUGGAACUAAUGCAAGUCUCAGAGCCCUCUAGUUUCAUCUGACAAAAAAUUCAUAUUUGUGAGCUGUUUCCAGUAGCCUAGGUACUACAGUGUAAUUGUGAUUGUGAUCCUAGACAACUUUGAUGUCACUGGCAGCAUUUUCAAAGGUUAAAGGUAAAAUUCUUGAGAACAUCCUACAUUUGUUGUGCUAUGCAUACAUCUCCUAGAUUAUUUUCUUGGGAUAAAGAGUUUGUCCACCAAGCAGGGAAUUAAAUAAAAGAUAAUUAUUGAAAGACCGUCUGUAUCAGUUGUUGAACUUAGGUUCUAACUUUGACAUACAAUCAAGGUCUUUUUUUUAGAUUGUAAUUUCCAAGUCUAAAAAUUUAGUAAGAAGUUCCAUUUAGGGAAAACUGUUUAUGAAAGUCACCUUUAUCUUAUGAGUUAUUUAAUUAUGUGAAAAUAAAUUCAGUUUUAUAUCUCUAAUCAGAAAUAAUUUGCUAUAAGUUUUAUAUGGGAUUGUUUUAAUUUUCAAAUAACUAGAAUGUUAAAUGUACCUAAUAUUAAUCCUCCCAUAUCAAGAGCUAACAUUUAACUUACUAGAGACCCAUAUGCUGGGCAUUUGCUGUGCAUUUAAACUGCAUUUGAAGUGCUUAAUGUCUUACCUACUGACCUUAAGAAUCUGGAGUUUUAAGACAAUUAAGUUAAAAAAGUGGUGUUUCAGGGUAGCAUUCUAAAUUAUUUAAAAAAACUGUUAGUUCAGAACCACUGUGGCAAGAAUCAAAUUAGUUAACAGAUUAAGUAAUAUCCCUAGAUCUGAACUGAUAUUUUUAUAAAGGAAGAAAUAUUGCAUGUUUAAAAAUGUUAUACUGUUACUUUUUAUGUAUAAUACAUAAUUGAAUACAUAAUAAAAUUGGAAAAAGCUCAAAGACAGAAAUACUAGUAUAUGUAUUGAUUAUUUGUAUGGUCUAGAAACCAAACUGUCUUUAACACAGCAGCAAUAAAGGAAUUCAGAGUACUUGAUUUUAGUUCCUUUCAAUUCUGUGCACAGAUGCUGCUAUUUUUGUGUUUUCUGACAAAGUAUUAUAAGAAUUAUAAGGCACUUCCAUAAUUAAUAUAAAUCUUUUGUUAUGUAGGAUUUGAGGUCUUCAUGGCAGUGAGUCUGAAGAUGGCUGUCUUCUGGAUUGUUGCACUGUGUAGUCUGGAUGAUGGAGGCAAGAAGGACCUCUGAAAUGAUGAUAAACUUCUACCAGACUACACGGUGUAACUACCAGAAGACAGCCAUCUUCAAAUCUUUUGUUGUUAUAGAUAAAUUGAGUUUUAAUAAAAAUAAAAUGUUUGAAGAUGACAUAAAGGAUAUGCCAACUUUUAUAGGAUUAUACACAUGGAAUAUUAAAGAUUAGUUAUUUUGGAUCAGAUAUGUUUAUAAUAUUAGUUUUAUGAUUAAGCUAUAUAUUUAUGACUAUUUAAAAGUGCAAAACAGACCAUUUAUUGUUGGGAUUCCUGUAGUAAUGACAUGUUUGCAGUCACUAGAAGUUUGGUUUGUGGUGGAAGUUGAAAUAAAGUAUUGGUAAGUUUGAAUUACAGUAAGCACAUUAUAAAAUAUCUUUGUGAAAUAUAUCGUACAUAAUACUAAAUUUUCUAAGUGACAGAAAAAUUGUUAUGUACAGAAAAAGUUUUUAAAAAUUACUUUUAUUAUAAUGGACACAGAUAUCAUAUAUCAAUGUACAAGUGUGUUCACCAUGAAUAUCAUUGUGGUACAGUUUAAAAUUUUCUAUUGUGCUUGUUCAAAAUUAUAAGGCUAAAGAAUGUGAAAUCCUGAAAAUAAUUACAAGCUGCUUAACUGCCUCUAUUGUUGUUGACUCUAGUUCAGUUUCACUAAAUAUUGUAAGUUAAUUUAAGUUCAAAAACACUUACUUUAUUAAUAUAAUUAAUAAUUACACAUUAACUAUAAUUAAUUAUGAAAAUAUUAUUUGAAGUGAAUUCUAUUGUCUUUCACAAAAUAUAAUGCAAUUGUGCAAUCAGGUAUGGUUGAUUUAGUAUCACAGUUGAAUGAAACUCAUUGUGAUAGAUUAUGUUAAAAAUCCUGCUACUUUCAGAUUUUUAACACAAGUUGAAAUCAUGUUACUGACACUCAAAAGUGUUUUUAUAAGGUAUUUCUUUUUUGAGGUUCAAUGCCUUGCCAGGCUCCGAACAGAUUUACAUUGUUAAUUAUCCACACAGAAACAGGGGUGAUACUACAUCUGUUUCUGAUCAUAUUGGACUUGAAAACAUUAAAUAAGAAAUAGAAUUUGUAAAAUUUAAAUGAUAUUUGCCUGGAAGAUGUACUUUGAACAUAUUAGAAGUUAGUAAUUCUGUGUUUGUGCAAUUUAGUGAAUACUUUGUAAAUUUAAGUAAAUAUAGUGAGAUUCAUGUAUUCACUAAGAAGGGCACCAAGUCAAUUGAAAACCCUGAUUCAGCUCCAGUUUUCCAGUAUGACAGCAGACGUCUUUGACUUCCUGGCCAGAAUGUUGUGUGGUUUGACACUCCACUGUUCUUUGAAAUACACAGUUUUAUUUUUCAUGUUCUUCUCCAUUACUUCAUAAAUCUUGUAAAGAAUGUCCAUUUAUGUUAUCCACAAUUGUUCGGUUGAUACUAUGUUUUCCUACAGAGUAGGCAAGUGGGGGUUCAGUUCUUAGUAAAGUAACUUUUUUAAUUACCAAAUGUAUAGUGGCAUUUGAGGCUGUAAAAUUUAAUUACUUUUUUUAACUCAUUGCUUUUAUUUACUUUCUUUCUUCCUUUAUUCAUGUAUGAGAAUUAUAGCAAUGGCAUGGGAUUAUUAUAACAAUCUGUUUUUGAAACAGUUCUGCAGCUUUAACUGUUUCUUCAAAUGUUGCAUUGUCCUUACUGCUAAUAUAUUGUGUCUUUGUCUCAUUUUGUUUCUUCGUGAAAUCUUAGAACCAUUGACACUGAGAAACAAACUGCACACCUCUUUUUCUCUGAUGUGAAAGAGGGAAGAAGGAAAACAAAUUGAAUGAAAGAGUUAAAAUAUAAAUUAAAUUUUGCAGCAUCUAAAGUCAUUAUAGAGAUGUUAAUUAAAAAGAACUCACCAAGAAUUGGACCCCAGCUGCCUGCACCAUAAACAAACACUGCUAACUGAACUAUUAUGGAAAAAUAGAUCUACUUUCACAAGAUUUGUGAAAUAGCACAGUGAGGAGUGUUGACAAAUAAUAUUUUGGGCAGGAAGUCACAUGAGGGUCCACUACCACACUGCAAAAUGGGAACUGAAUUGGAGGAUUUUAUUUAACUGGGUCAGCUUGUAAAUGCACAAAUGGCACAUCUAAAUGGUAUGACACUUGAAUGGAACAAUAUUUAUAAUUAACUACAACUAUAUCUAGGGUAAAAACAUGGUAGAUAAAAGCAUUGUCCUCCGUAAGUGGAGUUCAGAUCCCAAAUCUAUGUCAGGAUACACUAUAGAGAAUUGACCCUUGUGUUAUACCCUUGUUCCACCUAGGUCUGGGUUCUAAUAGCUCUCCUUGCUGUAAUGACUACUAGUUUUUGAGAACAGUUCCAAUGAGGGAAUAUGUAAAUUUGCUUAUCAGAGAAGCUUGUGGUCUGAUGAGGCAUAACUUGUACAUAGUGCAGAGUUGUGCUUUUAUACAUUCUCUGAUGUGUUUUAUAUAGUUAUUCUCUUAAGCAUGCAUUAUGUCUGCAAAUAUCUCUCUCCCUAAUAAGUUUUGAAUGAAUGAAAUUCACUGCAUGACAAAACACAUUUAUGACUGUGUUUUGCUCAGUCAGUGAUAUGUUUUGAGCAAUACAUGAAGGAUGAAAUACCUCCCUUCUGAUCCCAUUUGCUAGCAGGUGGAAGCAGAGGAGGCAAUAUACGAUAUAAAAUUCUGUUCAUCUUAUUUUACUAAUUAUCUAUCAUCAUUGUUUUGGUAACACCAAGUUAUGAAAUAUUUGGACUAUUUGUUGGUCCAUCCUGGUAUCAGUGAACUAAGUAUUUCUUUCAUGUGAAAAUCAUGGAAAUUAGCAAGACUGAGAAAACCUAGAAUGCUCAGAAAACACAAGAAUAAAAUUCUAUACUAUGUAAACUCUCCUGACUCCUAUAUGGCAGUGAAACCUAAGCAUUAAAGGUUAAAGACAAAUUCAUAAUUACAUUUGCUGAGACAAAAUUCAUGAAGGCCUACAAAACGUACAUGGAGAAACUACAAACUCUAUGAAGACAUUUUGGAUCAGCAUUACACAAAAUACAGACUGCAGAAAGAUACAGAUUGCCCAUAUUGACAAUGUAGAGGCUUUUAUGUUUCAGUGUUAUGCAGAAUUAGUGACUCAUUUUAGGCAAAAAUAAGAAUUUGUAAUGCAAUAUUUAUAGGUACAUAAAUUCAAUCUAAAUUUUAACAUGAUGAUCCAUGAAACAUGUAUAUUGACACAAAGAUUAGCAUUUUCAGAGCCUGAAGUUUCAAAUUUGAUAGCUAUUGAAGUUUCCAUAACAGCAAGUUGUUUUGAUUCAAACAUACUUAAAAUGAAGUGUACAAGCCUAUAAAUACAGUCACUUCUUGUGAGACUCAAGGAAAAGCUACAUUGAGACUAUUGUUUUUCACCGAUGUAUUUAUCAUUUAUCACUAUGUCUAUGACAUUAUGUUUCCAUGAAUACAGAAAUAUGGUGGCACUGUAGCAAACGCAAUACAUUUUGCACUUUUAAACAUCCAGGUAAGGUUUAUUCACAGCAAUUACAACUUUUUCAUCAAGCAUGUAUUUACUGAAAAUUAUGUGAGUAUUCCCAUACAGAGACAGUGCUGCCAACAUUUCUGACGUUCUUUGAAACACGCCAGAAAAGAAGCAGUUUAUUCAUUCUCUUGGCUACAGCCAAUGUUGCUAGUAAUGUGCUCUGCUCUGUCCUCACUGGACCCAACUAUGGACCAUAAAAAUAAUUAUGUAGGUAUGAGUAUUGAGCUGUCACCUUUAAAACAUAAAACACCUUGAUAUUUUGUGCAUUAAAUAGAUUAUAGUCAUGAAUCAAAUAAUGUGCUAAAACUAAGUACGAGUUCAGACUACAUAGCGCAGUAACCCAGAAGACAGCUAUCUUCAAUGUGCUAAAACUGUAAAACUUUACAUGGGCCAGAUAAAAAGCGAUAGUGAGUCAUAUCUGGCUUAUGGGGGCUGUCCAUUCCAGAUUCAAAGAAACCUGUUUCUGAUAGUAGAUAUCCUUAUUUUGAUUCUAUUCUAUUGUAUUCUGAUAGUGUAUAUAUCCUUGUCCAUUUGUUUUUUCAUUUGUAUAUUUGUUAGUGUACUGAACUGCAACUUCAAGUAUUUCUUCACUGUACAAGUACUUCCAGUGAUCAAUUGGGCUUGUAGCAUUCUUCACUCACAUACACUCAUAGAAUGGGAUGUUAUAUUCCUGAUAUGAAUCCAGAUGUUCAUAGGUGGGAUUUUGUUCCUUCAUUUAAUUAUUUUAUCUUCCCACAUGUAAAAAUUGACAGCCCAUCUUCUGCUUCCAUUGAAUGUGAUCUUGAGAAUUUAUUUAUUCUUGAGCAUAAGUGUUCUCUUCCCUCAUCUCUGCUAUGUCUUCAACUUCAUUUGUAUUCUCAUUGUCAACAUCUGACAUGUAGUAUUUUGUCACUGAUGAGAAUUAUAUCAAAACAAACAAUAAAUGUAAUCAAAUAUAUGAUAAUUUUGCAAAGGCAUACUUAAAAUGUACCUUAGAAUAAAUGGCACGAGUGGGUGCCAUUGGUCUGACCAAAGGUGGAAAUAUUUAACUGCCAUGUGUAAUAAACUGAGCUUCAAGUGAUACUGACUACUGGCUGGAUCUAGCAAAAGAGGGGAUAACAUAAUUUAUCACCUAGAAGUAAACAAACAUUUUGUUCUGUAUGGGCUUAUAGACACAGCACGCCUGCUGGGAAGGUUAAGUGUGUGUUAGACACAUGUUACAUAUUGUUAGGAAACUGACAACAACAGCAUGGAGGAUGUAAAUAUUAAACUCAUAGGAGAUUUCAGAGAAGAAUUUUCAUACAACAACUUUAAUUUAAGAGUAAUCAAUAAUAAUUGUAAUUUUUAAGAUUAGUGUUGACAAAAGUUUUCUUUCCAAUCUCCAAAAAUGAUUUUUCUGGGUCAACAUUUCAUUUUAAAGAAUUCACUUUCACUAAUUUAAGUUUUACAAAUUUUUUUUGGUUUACCUCCUUUAUGAAUUAAAAAGUAAUUUAUUUUCUUCGGUACUAAAACUCUGGUCUCAUACCAGCAAUAUCUAUGAACCAUAUGUAAUGUAUUAUGAUUUAUAAUGCCACUACCUGUUGUUGCAUAUAUUAAUACAAUAUGUAUUGUAUUAAUCAUUCUUUGAUUGAUAGUUCUAAUGAGGGCAUGAUCUUCAUUUCCACAUUAAUGAGACAUAGAAAUUAAUUUUGUAAUAAAAAAUAUAAUUCCUUGGACCAUUUUUUAUUAGUUAUAAAGAAACUUUUCAAUGGUGAACUGAAUUCAUAUUCCUUCUAGAGGCUUCAUCAAUAUGCUAGUUGGUUCUCUUGAUUUUCAGAGAAGAUGAGGUUUGUUAUUGCUGUGAAAGAGAUGAUUUCUGACAUGGCUAGUUAAACAUCAAGUGACUAACAUGAACAACGGCAGCUGAGUAAUGGACACUUCUGCACAUCUACUGUCACAUCUCUCUCUCUCUGUGCCAUCUGCCUUUAUUCAUGCCAGUUACUUUAAAGAACUUUGAAUCAUUGAUGGUAUAUAUUUUACCAUUAUUCAUUAGAGGAAUGACUGGUAUCAUCAUUUUCAUAGCAUCAAAAAACAGAGAAUAUGAAUGGCCUGUUAUGUACUUUAUGUGCACUGUCAGUUGACAAAAAACAGUACUUAUAUGCUAUUGCUAUAAAGAUGGAUGAUCUCGAGUUAGGGUUAAUGAAUAAUUGGUAAUAACCUAAUAAUACUUGCAUUGUAGUAAACUAUCUCAACUACCUGUUAAUUUUCAUAUUAUAGUAUUAUUAUUGUUAUUAUUUAAUAUAAUAACAAUAGCAAUAACAACAAAAAGAUUUUAGUGUUUUGUGAAGUUAUUAAAAUUGCAAUAAUUUUGUACAGUCAUAGAAUCAAACACUGAAAAGUGAAUGCAGUGUCAUCAGUUAUAGCAUAAUUAAUGUUUUAUAAAUUAUUCUUUGUUAUAAUUAGGGCUUUCUGUAAUGUAUACUAUAUUACUGACCACAGUAUUAAUAUAUGAAAUGUUGAAUAGAGGUCCUCCCUCCUACAUACAUGAUGUUCUGCAAAGUAAUAUUACAGGCGUCAGUUUUGUAUUGAUACAGUCUUAAUAAUUUAUGUAAAGAAAAUGAUUAUAAUAAUAUUGUCUGUUGUAAAAUUCAUUCUUUAUCAAUAAUACUAGCCAUGUUA
Molecule: messenger RNA, 16962 nt
Organism: Zootermopsis nevadensis
Lineage: Eukaryota; Metazoa; Arthropoda; Insecta; Blattodea; Termopsidae
Source: RefSeq, a predicted model, not a curated record